Messenger RNA from Melozone crissalis (California towhee), 512 nucleotides. It is a transcript of the gene OSTN, whose product is annotated as osteocrin. The transcript has 4 exons. Gene Ontology annotation, molecular function: signaling receptor binding. Gene Ontology annotation, biological process: hormone-mediated signaling pathway. NCBI's taxonomy places the organism in Eukaryota, Metazoa, Chordata, Aves, Passeriformes, Passerellidae. The coding region runs from base 96 to 512 and encodes 138 amino acids. The record is from RefSeq and is a predicted model, not a curated record.
UGUUAAAGUGGCAUGAGAUUUGCAGAGGAGAACACUGUGACAGUCUGUGUUACACUUGCAGAGCUUUUCAUCUUUAAACCUCUAUUCAUACAGACAUGGACCUGACAUUGAUGCUGCAGUUCCAGCUGGUGGUGGCGCAUUUGGCCCUGGUGAUUGCCCUGCUGUGGUGGAACUCCAGCUCUGUGCUCCUUGCACAGGCAGCUCCAGAGCCUCUGGAGCCUCCUGCUGCUCUGGGUGUGGGAGACCAUCCCAUUGCCAGUGAGGAGAAAUCAGCCACCAGCCUGGCAGCCAAACUGUUCCUGCUUGAUGACUUGGUGUCUCUGGAGAACGAGGUGACUGAGACCAAGAAGAAAAGAAGCUUCCCAGGAUUUGGCUCCCCCAUUGACAGAAUUUCCUCAUCCUCUGUGGAUGCUAAGGGCAAACAGAGGAAAGUGCUGGAGCUGCCUAAGAGAAGGUUUGGAGUUCCUCUGGACCGGAUUGGAGUGAGCCACCUCGGUGACACCAGGGGUUAG